AUGGUACGGAUCAAACUCAAGUCGGUCAUUACCAUUGCAGUGCCACGGGCAUCUCAGGCAACGAAUGGAGACAUGUCUCACUUUGCUGGAUUGAGCCCCUCAACUGUGUCUACUUCUACUCGCGAACACGUUCUACUGCAGAUUGACAAGCGGUUUCGUCCAGACACCGCGCAAUUCCGGCCCACAGAACAGUCUUCGCCCCAGAAGAACACAUCUGGCCGACUAGACCGUCCAGGCUAUUACGACUGGUCCUUCCACUUUGAUAUUCCGGAGCAAGGGACAAACAAAAAUACGCUACCUAAUGGCUUCCCUGGCGUAGGUGGUUUCUACCCCCCUAGCUACGUCUUGGAGAGUGAUCCGAUCCAUGGGCGUCGUGAGGAAUGGGCUAGUGUCAAAUGGUACCUCAAGGUCACCGUGGAGCGGCCUGGUCUCUUCCGCUCUAACGACAGAACGCUUAUUCCUUUCAUAUAUAUGCCACCCCCGCCCGACUCAGUAAGCUCGCUACUGAUUCAGCGUCAAGCCCUCUCAGCUCAGACGCAGGACCUGGUGACUCAUGCUACUAUUCCUUUCGCAAUUCCCGGUACGCUAGCUGAAUCUCCAAGCAAAUGGAAGGCCCAUUAUAUGCAAUUAAAUGAAGCAGCUCUCGGCCAACAUAUUAAGCGCACCUUCUUUCAGAAGUUGACAGGCUCCAACAAGCCAAAGCAAGAGCGCUGGGCACUUUCUCUCCCAGGGAACCCGCUGGCCGUAUUUCCGCUUCGAGCUGUUAUUCCUUUUAUCUUGACGCUUGUUCACAGCGCUGAAAUGCCUCUCGUUGUUCAUCCUCACGUUGCUCUGGUUCAAAGAGUGCAUCUUAAGGCUCGCUCUACCGCCGCACAUUCACAGUAUAUUGCGCAUGCGACUGUCGUCACAUCAUCACUGAGCAAGUCGGGGAUGCAGCAGUGGUUUGGAUGGAUCCAGUUCCCUAACUGGUGUACACCCACCUUUGAUACCCACUCUCUUGGUGUGGAAUACUUUCUACAGGUCAAGCCACUAAAAACGCCGGAGGCUCAAGUUCUCUUGAAUAUCCCUGUGGGGCUCUACUGCUCACCACCGCGGCUUCUUCAGACACUUAAUUCAGCUUCAGCUUCGGCACAGUCACAGCGACCGGCGUCCUUGAAACAUGCUAGUAUUUCAUCUACUAGCCGUCGUGUAUCUAACGGCAGCAUUGGUACCAUACGGACGUCCAACCCGUCAGUGGAUGGGCAAACACCUGUCUCAGAAACUUCUUCACAAGUGGGCUUGGCAGGCAUUGGUUUAUCCCGCCUUGCCAAUGCUGCAUCAAGCAGACCUGAAUCACCUCGUGUCACAAGCAAUCCGUCUGUUGGGUUACCGUCAACAGAGAGCACCCCACAAGAGCUCGUUGCUAGGCGUGUUCCACCACAACCGAUACCCGAAAAUACCCCAGUGCCGAGUACAUAUCCUACCACUGCUACUCAAGAGACGCAUGACGGCGGCGGUGAAGAUUUAAUUGAAGCACUCGUGGAUGAAUAUUCCCAUGAGCAAGCUACGGCAAUACCGCCCUCUUCAAACCGCCCAUCAGAAGUUCAUACGGUACACGAUGCGGGUCCUUUGACACGUGAGCAGGAAGAAGCAUGGACAAGGGACAUUCUUGCUCAUGCUUUCAACGAAGAUGAUAUCAUUCAAGGGUUUGAUCUGCCACCAUCCUACUUUGAAGCGACUGGUAUCCAGGACACAGACGAGUGA
Malassezia sympodialis ATCC 42132 is the source of this 1743-nucleotide messenger RNA. RefSeq lists its product as uncharacterized. The transcript has 2 exons. NCBI's taxonomy places the organism in Eukaryota, Fungi, Basidiomycota, Malasseziomycetes, Malasseziales, Malasseziaceae. Bases 1 to 1743 code for a protein of 580 amino acids. The record is from RefSeq and is a predicted model, not a curated record.